Messenger RNA from Cladocopium goreaui, 2577 nucleotides. The record is from the annotation of a GenBank genome assembly. NCBI's taxonomy places the organism in Eukaryota, Dinophyceae, Suessiales, Symbiodiniaceae.
AUGGAGGUUCUGAAACAGCUUUCAGAUCCCCAGUCCAGAGGAACAUUGUCGGAUCGCCUCAAUCCAUCACAUCCAUGCUUUGACAAGAAGCUCAAGGCUGGCUGGAAAGGCUUCUCCAAGAAGGAGCGAGCCGCCAUCGUAGAGUGCGACCAGAAAAAGAUGAACGCAAGCGUCAGCGCAGUGGUAUCUAUCGAGCAUCCUUUUGAUGCCAACGAUGACGAUCACUGCGAGACCGCACCGGAAGCUUACCGGGAUGUCGCUGAGGCGGCCAUGGCAGACCUUGAGGGCGGCAUGUGUUGGCCGGUGGAGUGGUUCAAGGAAGACCUGUUGAUCGAGAAGACCAUCAAUCGGUCAUAUCACGUGCCCAAGAUGAUGGAUCCCUACGUCAAGUCGCAGUCGCAGGACGUUCUUGAGAUUCCAAAGCCAGAUACGCCUGCGAAGAUGAAUAUCCUAGCAUUCUCUGACAGCAUGGGCUACUGCAAGAACUUGUUCGCAAACGUUCCGGAAGGAAGAAUUAGCAUGAAAAAGGUAGUGGAGAACUACCACACUCUCACACAAGAGGAUGUGAAGAGAUUGGUCACAGAACCCAAAAAGGGUUGGGACAUGGUAAUCUUUGCCGUUGGCUGCGAUCCACCUAGAAGCAACAGUAUCGAUGAUGUCAUCGAGCAGAACACCGUGAUCUCCAGACUGUACUUUUGGUUGGCCUAUGAAAUUCAGAGAUCUGAGAAUGCUCGAAAGAUUUUCUGCCUCGUCCGUGGACUGUUCCACGAGGACACCAAGACCCAUAUGAAGGCUGGUCUGGGCAUCACAGUUUGUGGCACCUUGUUCGGCAUGACCAACACGCUGCGACAGGAGCUGGAAGGUGUCGACCUGCACUUCUGUGACACAGAGUACUUCCUGCAUGAGGAGAGUCCUUUGUGGGUUCAAAUUGCCGCGGAAGCAUUUCGGGACUCCACCUUCGGAAUGAUCGAUGUGCGUAUCCUCGAAUCUGGCAGGUAUGUGCAGAAGCGCAUCUCCUCCAAGUUGUAUCAGGCUGCCAACAAGGAGUUUCCCAUGCCAGACAAGGGCGUCAUUUGUAUUUCCGGAGGAAACGGAGCCCUGGGUUUGGUCAUGGGCAACUGGCUCUUGGACAAGGCUGCGGAGCAAGGCAAAUCAGGCUUCUCCAUCCAAUUCCUCUCCAGAUCCAUGAAGAUCUCAGAUAUGAAUAUGCCUUUGUGGAAGGACAUUGAGGCCAAGGCUGCUAAACUUGGCGUCACUGUGGAGCAAGGAAAGAUGGACAUGUCCUCCAUGGAGGGCUGCUGCAAAUUCAUUGAGAAGCUGAAUGGAGAGCUGUAUGGCUUCAUCCACUCUGCUGGUGUCUUGCAAGACUCCAUGCUGAUGAACCUCACCUGGGAGAAAUUUGAGACAGUCUUCCAGUCGAAGCAUCAUGCAGCGCUUUUCCUGCACUAUGCUCUGGAGCAAAACCCGCAGAAGGACUUCCGAUUCAUGUGGAAUUUCUCUUCGACCUCCGUGUAUGGCAACAUGGGUCAGCUGAAUUACUCUGGAUCCAACUCCUUUCUGGAUGUGCUGACACGCCAUCGCAAGGCGAAGGGAAGACCAUCCCUGGCAAUUCAAUGGGGUGCCUGGGGUGAUGUUGGCAUGGCCGCGACCAUGACGGAUGCCAUGCGAUUGAGGACAAUGAACUCGCCCAUGCCAUACUUUUCCAACAAGGAAGGUCUGUAUGGCUUGGAGUGUGGUCUGCAGACUGGCUUGGCGUAUUUCAGCGUCUUCAAGUUCAACCCGCCAGUGAUGAUGGGCUCAGUGCAGUAUGCCGAUGCAGUGCCGGCCUGCUUCCACAGGAACCACUACAGCGAGGUUUGUCCGACACCUCCUGCUCCCACCCUGGAGCGAAAGCACUACUACACCAUCUACAGGAUGUCCAAGGGUCCUCAGAUGCUGGAUCCAAAAGCCACGCCUUUGGUGUACAAUGCCUACGUCAAGGAUGCAGCAGCAAAGUACGAGGAGGAGUGGGGUAAGGCUCCCAAAAAGCUGCGAAUCUACGAUCCCUUUUACUGUGCGGGAAGUGUGGUGAAACACCUCACGGAGUUGGGCUUCCCCCAAGUCUACAACAAGUGCGAGGAUUUCUAUGAUGUUGUCAGAGAUGGCCGUGUGCCUGAGCACGAUGUGCUGCUGACAAAUCCACCGUACAGUGGUGACCAUGUUGAGCAACUCCUGCGUUUCUGCCGCUCCAAUGGGAAGCCUUUCCUCUUACUGAUGCCCAACUAUUUCUGCGCAAAGGAUUUCUACGAGGAGGCAUUGGGUGGAGCCGCAAUGGCAAAGAAGGUCCUGUAUCUUUGCCCGCGGAAGCGAUACUUCUACUGGACGCCUAAAGGUUUGCGCAAACGUGGCAAGGUACAAACACAACACGCAGGGGCAGGAGGCAACCGCACUUCGCCUUUCAUCAGCUUCUGGUUCUUAGACCUGGAUCCACUAAUCUCCGCGAAAGCUUUGCUGCGCUGGUGGCAGGAGAACGAUCAGGACAGCGCUUGCAAGCUGUGCAAACUUACGGAUUUGCCAGCUGCUUGCAAGCCAAAGUGA